Molecule: messenger RNA, 2005 nt
Organism: Pangasianodon hypophthalmus (striped catfish)
Lineage: Eukaryota; Metazoa; Chordata; Actinopteri; Siluriformes; Pangasiidae
Product: pepsin A-like
Exons: 9
Coding region: 74-1210 (378 amino acids)
Biological process (GO): proteolysis
Molecular function (GO): aspartic-type endopeptidase activity
Source: RefSeq, a predicted model, not a curated record
UAUAAAACGAACCUUACCCCGAAGACGUCUUGCAGCCUUUUGAGCUCAAUGAACUGAACUCUCCCAAGCAGCCAUGAUGAAGUGGGCCGUGGUUCUUUGCGCCAUGCUGGCACUCUCUGAGUGCUUCAUCAGCGUUCCUCUGAUCAAGGGGAAGAGUGCUCGUGAAGCACUGGAGGAGAAGGGUCUUUGGGAGGAGUACAGGAAGAAGUACCCUUACAACCCAAUGGCCAAGUUCACCCAGAGCUAUGCAGUUGGUUAUGAAUCCAUGACCAAUGAUGCUGAUCUUUCCUACUACGGCGUGAUCUCCAUUGGCACUCCUCCUCAGUCUUUCCAGGUUAUCUUCGACACCGGCUCUUCCAACCUCUGGGUUCCCUCCGUCUACUGCAGCAGUACUGCUUGCAACAACCAUGCUAGGUUCAAUCCUCAGAAAUCCAGCACCUUCCAGGCCACCAACCAGCCUCUGUCAAUCCAGUACGGCACUGGCAGCAUGACUGGCUUCCUCGGAUAUGACACUGUUUCGGUGGGCGGUAUCCAGGUUCCCCAUCAGAUCUUUGGACUGAGUCAAACCGAGGCGCCCUUCAUGGCCCACAUCAAGGCUGACGGCAUUCUGGGACUGGCCUACCCUCAACUGGCUGCCUCCAAUGCUGAGCCCGUCUUUGACAACAUGGUCCAGCAGGGUCUUGUGCAGGAUUACUUCUCGGUCUACCUGAGCAGCAACUCUCAAAGUGGCAGUGAAGUAAUUUUUGGUGGAUACAACCCCAAGCACUACACAGGUUCUCUGGUCUGGAUCCCUCUGUCAUCUGAGACAUACUGGCAGAUCACCAUGGACAGCGUCACCAUCAACGGACAGGUUGUUGCUUGCAGUGGUGGAUGCCAGGCUAUUGUGGACACUGGCACCUCCCUGAUCUCUGGUCCUUCCAGUGACAUCAGCAACAUCAACAGCUGGGUGGGCGCCACAGUGAGCAAUGGAGAUGCUUUGGUGAACUGCAACAACAUUGGAACAAUGCCUGUAGUGACCUUUAACAUUAACGGCAAUGCCUUCACCCUGCCUGCCUCAGCCUACACCCGUCAGUCUUAUUACUACGGCUGCCGCACUGGUUUCAGCCCGAGCAGCUCGAGCCUGUGGAUCCUGGGUGAUGUGUUCAUUAGGCAAUACUACACCGUCUUCAACAGAGCAAACAACUCUGUGGGUCUGGCCAAGGCUGUGUAAAAACACGCAAUGAAUGUCAAUUAAUGAUGCAAGAAUAACAGCAUAAUAAAGUGGUUAGUUCUAGUGAAUUCAUUGUACUUGAGUGUGAUUCAGUUAUUGUAUCUUGUUGCACUAUCAACACCUUUUCAAAUCAGUGUAACCUGUGCAAACUGAAAAUUUAACUUUCAUUUAUAGCAAAGAAACAUUACAGCAUUAAACUAAUUCUACAGCUAUAAGGCAAAAUGUUUCAAAAAAUACUCUAGCUUUCCUGGUCAUGGCAGGUGGUCACGUGGUUCCUCAAUUAUAGGUUUUUCCCCUUAAACUCCUGUAAUCGAUCAGAGGGUCUGGACUCACAGCUCUGUACCAUUCCUAAUCAUUUCUGUAUAAUUCCUAGUAUUUACUGAAUAAUCUACUUAUUAGUGAUUCCAUGAUUGCAGUGCCAUUUAGCCCUCGUAACACUUUUUCAUUUUUGAAUAUUGAAUAUAAAAAAAAAACUUUAACCAUUCAACAAAAUCCUUAAGCCAUCGCAGGAAACAAGGUUUCUGUGUUGAUAGGCUGAAUUUUGCUCUUAAAUGAGCAUAGAGUUUCAGGGUUUGAGAGAGAGUAAAGGGUUUGAGGGUUUUAGUUGUUGGUGUUGUUGUUGUUGUUUAGCAUAGAAUAAGCAAAAUCUAAAAUGUUGUUAUAGUGGACUGGGACAGUGCUGUAUAUUUUGUAGGUUUUAAUAAUGUUUUUAUUAUGUUAUAUACCCUUUAUACUGUUUAAAACGUCUUUUUUUCUUUUACUUUACAUGCACAUUUGUAAAUGUAAUAUCUGUGG